AGAAAAACUAAACCUCCUGUUUCCACCUCGGCUCUGUCAGGUCGAUGCUGACAGAGGAGAACGUCGCUGGACUAAAGAGGAACAACCACACAGGAGAAAAGGUCUGAGGAGCUCCAGCAUGUCUGCUUCAGCGUGGGUCAUCACCUGGGUGCUACUGUCACAACCCGUCUUCUGCUGGUCCCAACUUAUGUUCAUGAGAAGCAUCUCAGCUGGAGCAGGACAGACCGUCACUCUGCCAUGUCAGUAUCCUGACAACAACACCAUCUCAGUGGUAGGGUGGAGCAGAACCGACCUUAUGGAAGAGUACGUCCUGCUCUAUCGGAAUGAGGAGAUGGAUAAAUCCCAUCAGAAGCCGUCUUACUGGGACCGGGUGGAUCUGCAGAACAGACUCAUGCAGAAUGGAGACGUGUCUUUGGUUCUGAAGGAUGUUAGAACUUCUGACAGUGGAACCUAUGAGUGUAGAGUGGUCCACAGUGGCUUAAGUGAAGCUAAAUUGGGAAAUGGUCCCAUCUGCACCAUCCACCUGGAUGUAGCUCCUCCUCCUCCAGGGAACAAGGAUGGAGACACAGAGGACCAGGAUGAAGGGAACAAGGAUGGAGGGAACAAGGGGGAAGGGAACCUGAAUGAAGGGAACUUGAAUGAAGAGAACAGGGAUGAAGGGAACAAGGAUGACGGGAACCAGAAUGAAGGGAACAAGGAUGACGGGAACCAGAAUGAAGGGAACAAGGAUGAGGGGAACCAGAAUGAAGGGAACAAAGAUGAAGGGAACCAGAAUGAAGGGAACAAGGAUGAAGGGCUCCAGAAUGAAGGGAACAAGGGUGAAGGGAACAAAGAGGAAGGGAACAAAGAUGAAGGGAACCAGAAUGUAGGGAACAAAGAUGAAGGGAACCAGAAUGAAUGGAACAUGGAUGAAGGGAACCAGAAUGAAGGAAACAAAGAUGAAGGGCUCCAGAAUGAAGGGAACAAGGAUGAAGGGAACCACAAUGAAGGGAACCAGAAUGUAGGGAAAAAAGAUGAAGGGAACCAGAAUGAAGAGAACAAGGAUGAAGGGAACCAGAAUGAAGAGAACAAAGAUAAAGGGAACGAGGAUGAAGGGAACAAGGAUGAAGGGAUCGAGGAUGAAGGGAACAAGGAUAAAGGGAUCAAGGAUGAAGGGAACCAGCAUAAAAAUAACCAGGAAAAGGACUACCAGGAUGAAUGGUACCAAGAUGGAGGCAACAUGGAUGAAAAGAACCUUGAUAGAAGGAACCAGUAUAAAGCGAUCAAGCAGGAAGUGUACCAGAAUGAGGAGGAAGUGACGGGAGGAUCCAUUCUUCCACCCAUUGUCUUUAUGUUCCUUCUCACUGCUGCAGCUUUUCUGGUUGUCAGAGUUCGUUGUGUGAGACGACAGAUCUUCAGAGAGAGGAUGCACAAAGGAAGGCUGUUGUAGUAGUCAGAGCCUCACAAGGAGAAUAUCUGGAGCCGAACCCAUGUACGAGUUACUCUGCAGCUGAUGGUUCCUAAAAGAACUCAAACGAUCCAGGACAUGUCUCCACGUUUAAAGCUCAGGUUAGCAGCUAAGCUAACUUAGUGUAAACUUGGUUCCUGUUCAUCUCUUUUUAAUCCGAUUUCUCUCAGAUCUUUCCGGAUUUAGCUCCCUCCAUCCUCCCAUCAACAUGACCAGAUUCCCUGUCCCUGGGGAAGAAACAAUCCCCACAGCAUGAUGCUGCCACCACCAUGCUUCACUGUGGAGAUGAUGUGUUCAUGGUGCUGGGAAGUGUUCAUUUUCACCACAUGCAGAAUUCUGGAUGUAGACCUAAAUGUUCCUGUUUGGUUUGAUCAGAGAACAUCUGUCCACAUGUUGGGCUCCAUCCUCCCUCCAGGUCCAGGUUGAUCAGAGCUCUGGGAGAUGUUCAAAGCUUGAAUUUAGCUUUAGAACCUAACCCUGCUUUAAACUGGACCAGAACUUUCUCCCUGACCCGUCUGCUGGGUUCCUUGGUCUCUGUGGUGCUGAUUGGACUGAGGUGACACAGAUGGACUCUGGCUCCUGAUUGGGUCGUGUCUACAGGUGGUGCUGGUUUUUAUUUAGGGGUAUCAAAAUAAAGGGGGUCUGAUUUUUGUAGUUUGUAUAUUUUUAAAUAAUGUUAGACUGUAGAUCAUUCUACUUUCACUUCACAGUUUUGUAAAAAAGUGAGAUGGUCUGUAACAUGAGAUCCAUUAAAACGGAUGGAAAGUGAAGCAUUCUGGGUAAUAAAAGCUUUGCAUGGUUCUG
Fundulus heteroclitus (mummichog) is the source of this 2251-nucleotide messenger RNA. RefSeq names its product ribosome-binding protein 1. The transcript has 4 exons. Bases 119 to 1429 code for a protein of 436 amino acids. NCBI's taxonomy places the organism in Eukaryota, Metazoa, Chordata, Actinopteri, Cyprinodontiformes, Fundulidae. The record is from RefSeq and is a predicted model, not a curated record.